Homo sapiens (human) is the source of this 1390-nucleotide messenger RNA. RefSeq names its product FAM231A/C-like protein LOC102723383. The record is from RefSeq and is a predicted model, not a curated record. The transcript has a single exon. Lineage: Eukaryota; Metazoa; Chordata; Mammalia; Primates; Hominidae. Bases 881 to 1390 code for a protein of 169 amino acids.
UUCAAUUAAUGAACUUCUAUAUGGAUGUGGGGAAACCAACAAUGUUAUUCUCCCUCACAUUACACACAAAAGUAAUUUCAGCCGCAUUACACACCAAAACUUAAAAGUUAAAGAUAUAAAGCAUUUCAAGGAUACUUUGUGACUUGUUGGCAGGCAAAGAUUAGCCUACCAACAAGCAGGACACAGAAAAAAUACAUAUAUAAGAAAGACAUGAUAAAUGAGACUUCAUCAACAUUAGCCACACCUUCUCAUCAAAAGAUACCACUAAGAAAGCGAAAAGGCAAGCAAGCCACAGACAGAGAGAAAAUACCCACAAAACGUAUCUGACCUCCACACCCUGCAAUUAUAAUUAUAGUGGUCUGGUACACUGCACCCAGUUUCUGCUGGAUGGAGUAUUUUCUGGGUGUCUCUAAUGAGUAAGAGAGGGCCCCAUGGGAUAUUCCUUCAGUUCCCAGAUGAACAGUGGGAAAGACUCCACAUUGACCAACCUCGGGGGCCUGAAAACCCAGGUCCUCAAGGAGGGUAGAGUAUACCUGGACCCUGACCCAGACCCCUGGAUGGGCUGUGCCAAGAGACCCAGCAAGGGAAGGGAUUUCCUCCUGCCUCAGGUUCUCUGUUCUUCUGUGGUUAGACCACCUGAACCCAACUCCCUCCCCAAGCACUAGAGAUGGGCUUUUCCAAGGGCUGGGGAUCUUGCUGUCCUGAGGACAGCUGAGCAAGGGGGUCGAGGAGGAGCUUGGGUUGUGGAGGAGAGGAAACCGGGUAAGAUGCGUGAAGCAGUUGGCUAUACCAGGCACAGAGAGGACCCGCUGGGACCCAAGAGCCUGCAUGUGAAGCCAGGCCUUGGGCCACCUUGUCUGUCAAGGGGGUGCCUACUUCCAUGGUGUCUUCAAAGGGACUGUGGAAAGAGAGGCCUUCAGCCCACACCUCUGAAUGCUUUUCCACCACAGCAUGCCCUGUGGCCUUUAUCCUGCUGGUGUGGAACAGUCAGACCCCUGCAGGGCUGCAGAGCCUCUGUACUGGGCGGCAUCCCAGCCUGAGUGCCAGAGCUCAGAGGGCAGGCCCCCGAGCAAGCAGAGAGGAGGGCACCUUUUGGACAGAACGUGUGGGACAAGAGCGAUGGCUCAUCCGUUCAGGUUCCUCACAAAAUGAGAGUCAGGAAGAUCAGGGCGCCGGCCUGAUUUCCCAGGCAGGGCUGAAAGCAGACAACCGGAGGGAGAGCAGCACCUGGGCCAAUGAGGUAGAAGACAGAAGACCACAGUGUACUCCUGCCCUCAACCUCACCCCCUCCCACCCACAUCCUCCACACUCCCUGACCACCUUCCUCAGAAGUGUAAUAGGAAUCCAGAUUCCCCCUGGCCUGGUUGCUGCAGGAGGCACAGUAGCCUGA